Molecule: messenger RNA, 2493 nt
Organism: Fonsecaea multimorphosa CBS 102226
Lineage: Eukaryota; Fungi; Ascomycota; Eurotiomycetes; Chaetothyriales; Herpotrichiellaceae
Exons: 2
Coding region: 1-2493 (830 amino acids)
Biological process (GO): transmembrane transport
Molecular function (GO): transmembrane transporter activity
Source: RefSeq, a predicted model, not a curated record
AUGGGUUUCGGUGUACUUGAGCCUUCCUCCACGGAAGUUGUCCAGGGCAGCAUCCAUCUGUUCGACGAUACUAACGCGUCGGUCGAAAAUACCACACACCUCAAGCACAACAAAGAUGGCACUAUCGUCCUGGCUCCUCAGCCAUCCGACUCGCCCAAUGACAUUUUGAACCUGCCACUAUGGCGCCGCGACCUCAUGUAUUGGAUAAUUAUCCUGGGCACAGUCUUCUCUGGCAUUCACGGGCCCAUUCUCACUCCUAUCACGCUCGAGCUCGCUGCCAAAUGGGGCAAAACAGUCAAUGAUAUCGCACAGCUGUCCUCGUACCUUCUUCUCGUCAUUGGUGCCUGUAUCAUAUUCUAUGGUCCCUUGGCCAUCAAGUACGGCAAACGCAUCAUAUAUAUCUUCGGCACCGUGACACUCAUUGCAGCAGAUAUCUGGGCAGCUCGCGCGACAACGUACAACAGUUUGAUGGGCGCAAGAUGCUUGUCUGGCGUCGGCCAGGGAGCCUAUGAAGCGCUGUCUCUCGCAAUGAUACCAGAUCUGUUCUUCGUACAUGAGCGUGGCAGCCGCGUUACCUUGUUCCUGUUAUGCUUGCAGACAGGUGUGUUCUUGGGUGUACCGAUCGGAACUCAAAUUGUGCUGCAUUCGGGAAUUGAAUGGUGUUUUGGCGGCCUGGCAAUUGCAGAGGGUGUUAUCCUGAUCGGCCUCAUUUUCUUCCUGCGUGAGCCCGGGUUUGGACGAAACCAUGUGGAUCCGCUGGCGCACGUUGCUGAAGAUGUUAUCCUUGACAAGGUCCAUGAGGUGAGCUAUGACCACAAAGAAGUGGCAGCAACAGUUCAGCCGGAGAGAUCAGCACUAGGACCACAGGUUGAAGAACGCCCCAAGACAUAUAUGCAAUGGGUCAAUCCAUGGCAGGGAGUCAUUGGCCAUGAGAACAUCCUCAGGUCGACUAUUCGAACCUUCGCCCUGGCGUUACAUCCGACGAUUUUCUGGGCUUCGAUCGCCGCACUGCCUAUGGCAUGGGCUGUCGGUAUUUCCUUCACACUGGCCGAAGAAUUGGCACCACCACCAUAUAACUUCAGUCCGACCGGGCUUGCAAAUCUGUACAUCGCAGCGUGGAUUGGGAUAACUAUUGCCGUGUGUAUUGGCAUUGUCACUAUUGAUCCAAUCUCCAAGUUGAUGGCAAGACGCAACAAGAAUAUCUUCGAGCCCGAGUUCAGACUGGUCAUGCUCUUCCCCGCGCUCAUCAUUGCGGGUGUUGGCUUCAUCGGCUGGGGUUGGGCCUAUACAACGCAUGUCCACUGGAUAGGCCUGGCCAUCUUGCUGCUUCUUGCCAACUGCGGUGCUGUCCUUGGAAAUGCGGCGAUCAUUGGCUAUGUGGUUGACGCGCACCGGAGCUGGGCAAACGAGUCGCAGGUCAUAUUGUUCGCCUGGAAAAACUUCUAUCCAUUCACCAUGGGAUAUUGGUUCGUUCCCUGGUUUAACAAAGACGGACCUAAGAAGACGUGGGCUGCUGUCGGCGGUAUCAUUGUUGGGUUGUAUUCGCUUGGGGCGGUUUUCUAUGUUUUUGUGCUGGAAUGGAACAGGUACGUUUGUGAAUCUCGCCCUCGCCCCUUCACAACCACAAAUCAUGAAAGGUCAGGUUCUUCCGGUUCUUCAACUAAAAGAGAUCACCAUCACAAGUUCUCACUCCGUGGGCAUCACGCUCUCGUGACCGGCGGAAACCAAGGCAUAGGGCUGGCUUUAGCCGUUGGCCUUGCUCGAGCGGGAGCGGACGUGGCAGUCUUUGACAUAUCGCCACCCUCGCCUGAGUACGAAAGCAUCUCCACCACCUAUGGUAUCCGCACAGUGUACCGGAAGGUUGACGUGUCGUGUGUUGCCACCCUGAAACAAGCUUUUGAAGAUACCAUCACAUCGUUCUGCGGAGAUGGUGGUUUGGACAUCUGCAUUGCAGCCGCGGGCAUCAAUCUAGUCAAGGACUUCCUUUCGACCGAAGAAACAGACUUUGACAAAUUGUUGAACGUCAACGUCAAAGGCGUGUAUUUCACCUGCCAACUAGCCGCGCAGGCCAUGAUAAGUUCCAACCAGGACCGGAGAGAGCCAAACAAAGCCCCCAGCAAUAACAGUGGCAACGAAGCCAAAAGCAAAAGCAUCAUCAUCAUAGCUAGUACAGCCUCAUACGUGGCUGUGCGGACGCACAAUUCCAGUGUAUACGGCUUGACCAAAUCUGCCGUCAGAGGGAUGGUGCCCGAGAUAGCCAAGGAGCUGGGACGGAGUGGGAUCAGAAUCAACUCCAUCAGCCCCGGCUACACUUUGACCAAGAUGACCGAGGGAUAUCCGGACCUGAUAAAGCAGUGGCAGAGCGACACCAUGUUGGGAUUCAUCGGCAUGCCGGAAGAUUACGUCGGUGCGUCUCUCUACCUGGCCAGCAACGCGAGCAGAUAUGUGACUGGCCAAGAUUUUCUGAUCGACGGAGGGUCGACCAAAUGGUGA